Molecule: messenger RNA, 1424 nt
Organism: Galeopterus variegatus (Sunda flying lemur)
Lineage: Eukaryota; Metazoa; Chordata; Mammalia; Dermoptera; Cynocephalidae
Gene: ENKD1
Product: enkurin domain containing 1
Exons: 7
Coding region: 55-1206 (383 amino acids)
Cellular component (GO): cytoplasmic microtubule
Source: RefSeq, a predicted model, not a curated record
GAGCUGGCGGCAAAACUUCUCGAGUGAGCCCGUGCCUGGCGCGGUGACGGCGGCAUGUGCGAGGGCCCGUCCCGCAUCUCCGGGCCCAUCCCCCCAGACCCUACUCUGUGUCCUGACUACUACCGGCGGCCGGCCUCAGCCCAAGGGCGCCUUGAGGGAAACGCGCUGAAGCUGGACCUGCUGACCUCGGACCGGGACCUAGAUGCCACUGCUUCCCGUGGCCCCUGCAUCAGUUCUGGAGCCAGAGAGAUACUGGAGCGUGGCUGGCGUGGCGUGGGGGGCGUAUUGCUGCAACUCGAAGGGAUCUCCCUAGGUCCAGGGGCCUCUCCCAAGAGGAAGAACCCUAAAGACCAUGAGAAGGAGAACCUGAGGCGGAUCAGGGAGAUCCAGAGGCGCUUCCAAGAGCAGGAGCACGGCCGCCAGGAACAGGGCCAACCCAGGCCCCUGAAGGCUCUGUGGCGCUCACCCAAAUAUGACAAGGUGCAGUCCCGGGUCAAGGCCCAGUUGCAGGAACGUGGUCCUGCCUCUGGGACAGAGCCUGCCCACUUCCUGCGGGCGCACUCCCGCUGUGGCCCUGGGCUCCCUCCGCCCCGUGUCCCUAGUCCCCAACUGACCCCACCAGGUCCCAAAGCUAAGGUGAGAGGAUGUGUGGGACUGGAAGGUGGUUGGAAAGGGAUCCUGGGAGGGAGUGCAGGGGCACAACACAGUGCUGUCUGCCCCUAUCAUGCUUGCCAUGUCUUGCAGGCGCCAGGCCUAGGUGUGGACUUCAUUAGUCACAAUGCCCAAGCUGCCAAGAGGGCGCCCCGGCGGCAUUCUCGCUCACUGCAGGUCCUGGCACAGGUGCUGGAGCAGCAACGGCAAGCCCAGGAGCACUACAAUGCCACACAGAAGGGACAUGUGCCCCAUUACUUGUUGGAGCGCAGGGAUCUGUGGCGGCGGGAGGCUGAGGCCCGCCAGCAUAGCCAGCCAGAUCCUGCCGUGCCCCCUGGCCACACUUGCAUGCCUGAGGACCAGCGGCUGGAGACACUGAGCAAUCUGCUCCAGAGCCAGAGCCAGCUGCUCCGUGAGCUGGUGCUGCUGCCUGCUGGGGCAGACUCACUAAGAGCCCAGGGCCACCGUGCUGAGCUGGACCGGAAGCUGGUACAGGUAGAAGAGGCCAUCAAGAUCUUUUCCCGACCCAAAGUCUUCGUGAAGAUGGAUGCCUGAGCCCCUUUGUGGGGGUAGGGCAGGGAGGUCCAUGCUGAGGAUCGCCACAUGGCUGCAAAGGGCAGGGUCAGGCCCCAUCUUUAAUUGGAGGUCUAAAGAUAGGAGUUGUGAGGUGGGCAGUAUCCCUAGAGCAUUCUUCCCAGCCACCAGGUGCUGCAGAAAUGCCAUCCCAGCCUUUUAACCCCUUUAUCAAAAUUAAACCUAUUGUACACAGUGGA